UUUUACACCUUUUGCUCUACGUGACUGAUGUCUGUGUAUUGCAGGGCUUGUAGCUUCCUUGUGUACAUUUUCUUAUGCUGUUUGGAUUGUUUCUCCGACUGAAAGAGACAGUCCUAUAUCAUCCAAAAGUUUCUAAUAUAGAGGAGGUGUAUUUAAAAUAGUUCACUGUGCAAUCCAAUAUAGAAUAUACAAAACACAAGAUAUACAAGAAGGUAGCACUCUACUGCAUAAUUUGUGAUACUGGGGAUUGUGUUCAUGCUUUCCACUAACUGCUGUUAAAAACAAACAAAACAGAAGGAUGCACUGUCUGGAACUGAGGAGCUUCUGCCUGAUUUCUCCACUCCUUAGGAGCCUGCUGUGAAAAAGGGGGUGAAGGAGGAAUCAGUCUCUGUGGGGGUGCCAGAAAAACGGGUGCAGCAGGAGGAAUUGCAGGCAUGUGAUAACACACAGGAAAAACUCAGGGUAUGUGCGCACACUGCAGAAGAGCAGCAGGUUCCUGCUGAUUUUCUUACUCCACUACAAAGUGCUGCAGACAAGAGCACACUGGGGGUCACACAGCAAUACCUAGCAGGUUAAAAGAGUGGAGCAAGCCCUUGAAAAUGCUGUUUCUCUAAAUCAGGAGCCUUUUUGGCUCCACACACCAGAUCCUUAUCAGGAUCUGCCUUCUGGCACCCAAUGUGACAUGGGAGCACCACAGCCUACCUGCCUCACUUAGCCUGACAGUUCCUUGCACCUGCUUGAAUCCUAACAAUGCCUCAUGGCAAACUAAUUUUGAAAGCAUCAUUUUCAAACUGGGGGGCACUUGGCUAGCAAAAGCCCUUUGCCCUGGAAUAUGUAGUGGCUUCGAUGCCUGUCUAGAUCUGAAGUACUGUAUUGUUCUCUGUUCCUUAAGGAAAUGUUGAGUGUUUUGUUUUGUUUUUUCAAUCCAAGAUUUCAGCAAUCAGUAUUCUCCAUGGAUGCCCUUUUUCUAACCAUUUCCUUCCUCACAGAUCCUGAGCCCUAUGUAUUCCUGUCACUUCAACACUUAUACUUUGAGCCUUCUUCUCCCACUAAAUUGCCUCUCUGUUUUUUUCUAGCUUACAUUCCUCCUUGUGCGAAACAACAUACUAUAGAUCUAGAACUCUCUUCCAAGCCACAUUCUGCAGAAAGAGUUACAUAAACAGGAAAGAGUGGCAGGAGACCUGUCAGGGAAUUUCUUUCUCUACCUUCCUUGCCUACAAAGAACAAUUUCAAAUCUUUCAAAGACUGUGUGGCACUAGCAAUGUGGAAAGUGAACUUAACAGGAUGCUCCGACCUCACUAACCAACGGACGGACACGUUAAAGAUGCGGAGCAGCAAUGGCAGUGCGGUAAACACAGGCCCCAAAGGGGUGAUCAACGACUGGAGGAGAUUCAAGCAGCUGGAGACAGAGCAGAGGGAGGAACAGUGCCGGGAGAUGAAGCGCCUCAUCCAGAAGCUCUCAAUGACAUGCAGGUCCCACCUGGACAAUGAGGAGGACAAACGGAAGCAGCAGGAGCUCCAGAAACAGCUGAAUGACAAACUAACACUGCAGGAGUUCAGUGCGCUGCGUGAGGGCCCAGAUGACGAGGAGUUCCUGCAGCAGUACCGCAAGCAGCGCAUGGAGGAGAUGCGGCUGCAGCUGCGCAGUGGGCAGCACUUCAAGCAGGUUGUCGAGAUCCACAGUGGGGAGGCCUUCCUGGACACCAUUGACAAAGGACCCAGGAAUUCCCUAGUGAUGGUCCACAUCUACGAGGAUGAUGUCCCAGGGGCCGACUCCCUCCACGGAUGCAUGGUCUGCCUGGCCAUGGAGUACCCCAUGUUCACGUUUUGCCGGGUGCGGAGCUCCCUGAUCGGCACCAGCUCCCGCUUCACCACCAGCGCCCUGCCGGCACUCCUGGUCUACAAGGGUGGGGAACUGGUGGGCAAUUUUGUCCGUGUCACUGACCAACUGGGUGAGGACUUCUUCGCCGGGGACCUGGAGGGCUUCCUGCAGGAGUGUGGCCUGCUCCCUGAGAAGGACCAGGUGCUCCUCACCUCUGUCCUCAAUGCCGCCUCCUCCUGCCUCAGUGAGGACAGUGACCUGGAGAUCAACUGAGGGCGGCCUAGGGGGAGCAGAGGGGCGCCUGUGAAUGGGCGAGUAGAAAAGCCCACCCUUUACUAGCCCCUAGAAGGCAGAUACCCAGUUGCCACCCCCCACCCACAUUCCCAAAUGGAGGAGCCACCUCAAGCCUCCUGCUGAAACCUGUCCAGCAGCUUGUGGCCCCUCUGCUCUGUGAAAAAAUGAAUGAAAAAGAAACAGUAAAGCAAGUAUUUAACAGACAUCAUAAAAAUUGAAUGUCAAACUUGCUGUAUUUUAAUAAAUAUCAAAUCAAGUACUAUCA
Zootoca vivipara (common lizard) is the source of this 2381-nucleotide messenger RNA. Its product is annotated as phosducin-like protein. Gene Ontology annotation, biological process: regulation of G protein-coupled receptor signaling pathway; heterotrimeric G-protein complex assembly. Gene Ontology annotation, cellular component: cytoplasm. Lineage: Eukaryota; Metazoa; Chordata; Lepidosauria; Squamata; Lacertidae. The record is from RefSeq and is a predicted model, not a curated record.